CGGGCUAGGCUGUCAGUACCCGGCCCGCCACGGUCAACUGUGGUCCUGUGGCUGUGUCGCCGGCGCUGUGAGGGCUAGUGAGACAGUGAGAGCACGGAGAGAUAGAGACGGGAGGAGAGAGAGAGGAGAGCAGGAGAGACAAGCGCCGUGGGAGGGAGAGGAAAGGAGAGAAAGGGCUCCCACAACCUCACCGCCAUGGCAGGCCCCCUCGUGUCAAUGGCGGUCAGGAGGCUUAUUUUAACGGCCCUCUUAGCGUCCUGCCUCGCCCAUGCACUGCUACAGGACGACGAAGACCUAACCUUUGACGACGAGGAUCAUGCGGCGAGGUCGAGGCUGGGCGAGUCCGUGGCACCCGUGUCGGCCCCGCAUGAGGCGCUGGAAGACUCCCUCAAGCCGCUGGUCAGGACGCGAAGACAGUUUGGCCGCUGGUUCGGCGGCGGCGGCAACACGGUGGACGAUGUCGAUGCUGAGGAAGGGUCGGCGCUGGAGGAGGGCUCGGCCUAUGGAUCUCGCACUUACCGGGUCAAGAUUCACGUCCUCACUGCUUGGGAGAACCAGUACGGAAGCAGGGAGAGCAACGACUACCAGGUGCUUGCUCGGAGGAUUGAGAGCGCUCUUGCUGGCCUUCUUCUGUCCAUAGACGGAGAGAAGAGUUAUAAGCUGGCCAAGUGCAGCCGCUCGCCUUCACGACAGAUCAUGGCCUGGGUUGAUAUCAUGCAUGAGGACCCUGCCGAUCAGAAGGACGAGGUUCAACGCCGGAUAAGGAGCGCGCUGGCUACCGGACGACUUAACGACCUCAGCGUCAACAACCAGUAUUACGAAUUCUCCGAGCCCCUAGCCCCCGCGUGCCAGGUUGGAGAGUGGAAGUGCCCCAAUGGGAGGUGUGUGCCCCAGUGUGACGGGACUGCGCAGUGCCGCGAUGGGUCUGACGAGGAAUACUGCGCAACAGAUGGUGAGACAGUAGAUGGUGGUGAUGUAGUUGGCGGGUGCCCCGGAGAUAGCAAACACACCUGCCCAGAUGGAAAGGUGAUUUGUAAUGUGCAUCUCUGUGACGGGGAUUGUCAGUGCGUUGACUGCUCUGACGAAACCGGCUGUGGCUGCAACGAGGGCCAGUUCCUGUGCGACGAUAUCCGAUGUCUAGAAGAGAACACCAGGUGCGAUGGGGUGCCGGAUUGUGUUGACGGGACAGACGAGAAGAACUGUACCGCACCCCCACCACCAACUACCACCACCACUCCACUUAACUGCCUUGGGGACCAGACCCCCCAGCUGUGUAGUGACGGCGUGACCCGAAAUUGCCCCUGUGACGGGAUCCAACAGUGCUCCAACGGCGAGGACGAACGGAAUUGUCGCCCGGACUGCCCCUUCCCUGGCCAGGAAUACCGGUGUGGGGACGAGGAUACCUGCCUCUACGAUUAUCAACUGUGUGACGGGAGAUUCGAUUGUUUCAACAGACAAGACGAGGCCAACUGCCCAACACGCCCUCCUGUCAUCACCACCACUCGCGCCCCUACCACUACCACCACCACUCCACUUAGCUGCCUUGGGGACCAGACCCCCCAGCUGUGUAGUGACGGCGUGACCCUCCACUGCCCCUGUGACGGGAUCAAUCAGUGCCCCAACAACGAAGACGAACGGAACUGCCGACCGGCCUGCCCCAUCCCUGGCCAGGACUACCGCUGUGGCGACGAGGACACCUGCCUCUACGAAGAUCAGCUGUGUAACGGGGUAAACGAUUGUUUCAACGGACUAGACGAGGACGAGGCCACCUGCCGCCCUGCCACCACCACUCCCGCCCCCACCACCACUACCACCACCACCACCACAACCACUACCACUCGCGCCCCUCCCACCACCACCACCACCACUCGCGCCCCUCCCACCACCACCACCACCACUCCACUUAACUGCCUUGGCGACGAGGCUCCCCAGCUGUGUAGUGACCGCGUGACCCUCCACUGCCCCUGUGACGGGAUCGUACAGUGUCCCAACGGCGAGGACGAACUCAAAGUCAACUGUCUCCCGGACUGUCCUGAUCCCGCCCAAGCCCGCCUGUGUGGAGACCAGGAGGACACUUGCCUCUUCCAGCAUCAAGUGUGCGACAGAAAUUUCGACUGUUUGAAUGGAGCGGACGAGGCCAACUGCGAUGUCGUUUGUUCGAGUAACCAGUUCCAGUGUGAUAACGGCGACUGUAUUGAGAAUUUCCGACGCUGCGAUCUUAUAGCGGACUGUGUCAACGCGGAGGAUGAGGCGUCUUGUCCCUGCGAGCACCCCAAGUUCCAAUGCAUUAGUCUCAUGUGUAUCCCCCCGGAGGAACACUGUAAUGGAAUCGAAGACUGUGAUGACGGAUCCGACGAAAUUGGCUGCCCGUGCCGGGAUAAGUUUACGUGUCGCGACGGGCAGUGCGUGGCGUCAGACCUCCGAUGUGACGGGAAGCCGCAUUGUGACGACGGGUCUGACGAGAUGGACUGCGUGGUGUGUGAGGGUGACGCGUUUCUCUGCGGCGACGGCUCGUGUCUGGAGGCGGCGCGAGUGUGUGACGGCGUGCAAGAUUGUGACGCGGACGAGGAAGAGUGUGACGAGGGGGGCCGUAAGUGACGUGACCUUGUUGACGCUACUUGGGUUUGUUUUGGGUUUUGUCCGGGUUUGUUUACAUCACGUGACUGGGUUUGCUUACGUGGGGAUUUGGGUGUCACGUGUUAUUUUGUUUACUUUCGUGGGUUUGUUUA
Molecule: messenger RNA, 2729 nt
Organism: Eriocheir sinensis (Chinese mitten crab)
Lineage: Eukaryota; Metazoa; Arthropoda; Malacostraca; Decapoda; Varunidae
Product: low-density lipoprotein receptor-related protein 1B-like
Exons: 17
Coding region: 196-2598 (800 amino acids)
Cellular component (GO): plasma membrane
Molecular function (GO): protein binding
Source: RefSeq, a predicted model, not a curated record